Messenger RNA from Pogonomyrmex barbatus (red harvester ant), 1791 nucleotides. Its product is annotated as putative glutamate receptor. The record is from RefSeq and is a predicted model, not a curated record. NCBI's taxonomy places the organism in Eukaryota, Metazoa, Arthropoda, Insecta, Hymenoptera, Formicidae.
AGCUACGAUGAAGUAUCUCUUACUAUUGGUGAUACUUCCGCACGUCGCUACGGAGAUGUGUCUUCGACUUUUGAGAAACAGGGCCGAAAGCAGAAUAGGAAGACGACCGGGAUGUGUUUCGCUAUGGAACCCGAUCACGGGGGAAUUCGAGCAGCUCGAGGCGCUAAAAUCGAAUAAAACUGCUUUCUGUAGCGUCAAGGCGGAAAACAACUUACGUGGAAAAACUCUCAUCGUCGCUACAGAUUUUAUGAAUCCAUAUAUCAUUAUAAACGUGAGCGAAAACAAGGUCACGGGAUUAAUAGGCGACACUUGGAUGAUUCUAGAAGAAACUUUGAAAUUCAAGACGAUUUACCGAAGAGCGAGACGGUCGAUCAUCGCGACGCUGAUGAAUGGAGAUACUCACGCACUGCUGAUCCCCACGGCGAUGCAUAGGUACCCCACGAGCUAUUACGCCUACAGCGCGCCGUUCACGACCAACUCGUACGCUCUAUUUGUUCGAUCGGAAGGCGUGAUUGACGUAAAAUGGUGGUACAUUAAUAUCUUCAGCCGCGGUUUAUGGGGAGCGUUUUUCGGAUCUGUCAUAUGUAUCGCCUGCAGCAUCCUGGGAAUGUACCGUGUAAAGAAGUUCAUGUGCGUUGAUUAUAAGGAGUGCGACGACGAGCUUUGUUCGUUCUCCUUCGAUAUUCUUUACAUCCUGGGUGGUAUAAACGGUCAAGGAUUUCAGAAAAUGCCGAGAAGCUUGUCUCUCCGAUUGAUAAUUCUGUCUUCUCUGAUGUUCGGAAUGGUGAUGACGUGCGGAUUCAGCAGCGCACUUACUUCUUGCCUGGCAAAUAAAGGAAACUCCGUUUCCCUGACUAAUCUCGAAGAUGUGGUGAUGAAAAGGACGCACUCGCUUUGUGUCAGAAACGACAGCCUCGCAUAUGUCUACUUUACAGUGGAUGGCUUGCCGGAAAGCGACCUUCAGGACGAUUGGAAAGGAUUGAUAAAUUAUAACUGCCCCGACAUGAAAGACAGCGACACUGUCGCUUCGAAAUUAUGCCGUCCGGGUUUCGCCUAUUUGGAGGUACCGGCCGUAUUUUUACCGAUUUAUCGCAAAGUUCAGCACGAGUGCGACAUUGUACGACUGCCCGACGAUUAUUGGAGUGUCAAACUGGCAUUUCCACAUGCCAGAGCGUCGCAAUACCGUAAACUCAUUGACCGUUACUUAAUGCGUAUGCGCUCGUCUGGAAUAUUGACGUAUCUCGAGAAGAAGUGGAUCUUACGUAGCGAAGCUUAUAGCCAAUCCCAUUAUCUUCAAUCGAACAUUUUCCAAUCGGUGGAAUAUAUGCACAUUCGUGUAACCACUCGGCUAUUCUCCACGGCGGUGAUUGUCAGCGUGUUCAUCUGUAUUUUGGAAAAUAUCUGGUACAAAUUGCAACGCAUGCGAAAAUUCAAGGAGAAUUAUAAUUCGAUAUUACUGGGAACAUGUAACGAUAACGAUUCGAACGUAAUAAAAGCAUAUAGUCGUAAAGCGAGAUCGCGACUCGAAUGGCGUCGAAAACUCGGCUCGAUAUUGUUAUCUAGAAAUGUGAAAAAUUCAGAAUUUCUUCAGAACGUCACGGUGCGAAUUAAUCGAUGGUAAAUAUAACAUUCGCGGCUAUAAAUACACAAGAUAGCCAGGAAUGUCGGAAUUAACAAUGUUAUCUCUGUGUUUUCAACAAACAAGACGAGCAACCGGACCAAUAUCUCAUUUUUAGUGUGCUUUAUAAAAUUACGUACAUUACGUACAUAAUUAAAAAUAUAUUUUAUGCC